Sphaerodactylus townsendi is the source of this 3795-nucleotide messenger RNA. RefSeq names its product zinc finger protein 541 (gene ZNF541). Gene Ontology annotation, biological process: regulation of transcription by RNA polymerase II; negative regulation of DNA-templated transcription. The coding region runs from base 1 to 3702 and encodes 1233 amino acids. NCBI's taxonomy places the organism in Eukaryota, Metazoa, Chordata, Lepidosauria, Squamata, Sphaerodactylidae. The transcript is spliced from 15 exons. The record is from RefSeq and is a predicted model, not a curated record. Gene Ontology annotation, cellular component: transcription regulator complex; histone deacetylase complex. Gene Ontology annotation, molecular function: transcription corepressor activity.
AUGGCUGAGAUUUCAACUCCGCGAACUUACACUCGCCCAGCCUGUGAACAUAAAUCUGUCUUUACUUAUUUAGAAUUGGGGCUUCCUAACCCUUCAGCGCCUAAAGAUGUGAAUCCCGGAGGCAGAACCUCUUCUGGCAGUGGAAGGAAAGGAAAACACCAGCAGAGUUCCCCUCAAGCCCCUUUCCUGGACUGCAACCUGUGUGGGAAGGUGUUCAGUAGCACCAGUUCUCUCAGCAAACAUUAUGUGACUCACAGCCAGGAGCGAAAACACGUCUGUAAGAUCUGCAGCAAAGCAUUUAAGCGGCAAGACCACCUGAGCGGCCAUAUGCUAACGCACCAAAAAACCAAGCCGUUCCUUUGCAUAGAACAAGGCUGCAGCAAGAGUUAUUCUGACUAUCGCUCAUUGCGCCGGCAUUACGAAAUGCACCACAGCUUCAGGUUGUUGAAGGAUGACGAGGGAUGCGAGAGCUCGCUGCCUGCACACAAUUCCCGGGAUCCGCCUAGCAGUACGAGAGCUGCUGAAAGAGUUGCCUUUCACCCCGACCCUCAAGUCCCUAAUAAUUCCCUCCUGCCCAACAGAGAUUUGCUGAGGUGUAUCGUGAACAGUUUAGUCAGCCAGAAGCUUCCAUUGGCUCCGUCACCGUCUGAAUCUGACUCCAAGGGUUCCUUGCAGCCAUCCAUUUCUGAAUGCGGCCAGAUUUCUUGCACCUCCACAAAUGCCGCUGCAUCUACUAAACUCACUGGCGAUAAAGCCACGAAGGAUAUUUAUUGUCAAAAGAACACAGUUUCUUCCAGUGUGUAUAACUUUAUAAAUCCUGGGAACUUGCCUGUCCUUGGAUCUGCAGAAAACAGUGCAAAUGUGCCGGACCAGCAGCCUCGUCCAGAGCCCCAGUGCCCUUUAGAAAACACAGCCCUGGAGUAUUGGGCAGACGGCGGCGUUCCUCGAUUUCCAUUGUUCAGAGGACAGAAGAUUCCUACAACCGCUCAACAGCCAAGCAGCAGUUUCCAAUGGGCCAGAAACGUGCCCCCCACCUGCACCAAAAGCAAAGGAAACAGCUCUUAUGUGGCUCAGACGUCGCCUGUUGCAGCCCAGGAUGUUUCUCAAGGGCUGGCGGGACCCUCUCAGACACCAACCUUUGAGCAGCCCUUCACUCCUUCACUCUUAAAGACACAAGGGGAGAUCCCUGGGGAGCCAAAGCUCCAUUGCUUCGAAGAGGUCUUCAGGCCAGCAGCUAGGUUCCCGGAAGCCCAGAAGCCGAGCCUGCUGCAGAAGGGUGAAGCCGGGCCCCUCUUCAGGCAGCUCUUCAUGAAAUCCCAGGAAUCCUCUGUCAGCCAGGAUCAGCUGCAAGUCCAGGGCCACCUCUUCCAGAGGAUCACCAAAUCGCAGCACAUCCUAUCCCACACUCAGCUGGUGUCUUCGCCGCAGGCGUCCGCUUCCGAGCCCGAGCAGGCAGUCGCGAAGCCGUUUCCGGCUGUGUUCCAGCAGCAGGUGGAUCUGUGCCGCCCGCUGGCAGAGCCUACAGAACGCAAAAGAUCCCUCCUGUGCAUGAAAAGGUCCUUGGCCCAGUUUGAGAAAGACUUUUCAUCUGACAGCGAGAAAGAAGGGCUGCAGCCAGGCACCCCUCCGCAGUCCUUCCCGUCACCUUCUCUCAGCACGGACGCUGGUUCUCAGGCCAAGCACCCCAGAAUCUUGAAAGGGUGCUUGGGUUUCGCAGACUUCUCCGGUCCCAACCAACCACAGUCCGUAGCUUAUGAAAACACCCCAGGAAACCAUACGUAUGGGAAGCCGCUGGAGAGUGACUGUCCCCCUUUGACCACGACAGAGAAGAACAAGGCUUGCGCUAAAGGGUCUGGAAGCAGAGGCCAUUCUCGCAGCGGGCGGCCCCGCCGGAAGGAGAAGCUGAAGUUUGACGUCUCUUCCGUGGCUUCUCCCAGUCAAGUGGCCAUGGCAUCUUUUUCUUUACCUAGCCCUUCCUUCAACAGUGAGGCGGGAGCAAAACCAAAGAUGACCAUUUUCAACAGGAUUCAGGGUGGAAAUAUCUACAGCUUUACUAAUGCAGUGAGGGAAGAACACAUUCCCCCUGGAUGCAUUUCUGCCAUCGGGAGUAAGUCUGGAGGAGGCCCCGGAGGCAGGAGUCAGCAUGAAAACAGUUUUGUUUGCAGGACCUGCGGCCAGCUGUUCUGUACGGAGCGAGGACUGAACAGCCACAGGUGUUUCUUCAGCGAGCAGUGGCAGGCUUUUUCAGAGAAGGUAAAAGAGAAAUCGGAUUCAGACCCCCAAAAACUGUCCUCCAAGCCAGCAGGGGAUGGAGAUGUAUCUCCUGGAACCAAAAGAUCUCUGGAUGAUGGAGCUGCCACUGUCCCUCUGGUCAUGCCCGUCUCAGUGCCCGUCACAGCAGCAAACCAGCAGCAAGAGAACAAAGUUGAUGAGAAGGAAACUCAGGACGAUGACGGUCUUCAAGAAGGUGUUCCGCAAAAGAAGAGGAAGAGACGGAAUCGUCCAAAGUCGCUGUUCAUUCCGCCUCCGGCCCCAACCUGCAAUGAGAUACAGGCUGGCACUGGAGGAUGCUACCAGAGUAACCUUCGCUCGACUGUCUUCCUGAUGGACUACCUGCUGCAGGGCUUGGUCCAGUGUUCUCUUUACACGCCUCCUCCCAUGCUCAGCCCUAUCCGCGAGGGCUCGGGGCUGUACUUCAACACGCUGUGUUCUUCCUCUGCAAACACCGGUUCCUCCAAAAUAUACCCCUCUGUCCUAGAUGGCAUGGAUGGAUCCCUUUUGUUCUCUCUUGUGAAAGAUACCACCCAAAUCAGUAUUGAACCGCAUAUCAACAUUGGAAGUCGUUUUCAAGCAGAAAUACCUGACCUGCAAGAUGUGUCAUCCUUGGAUAAUUAUGAACAUCCAGCUUCUUUAGUGUGGAAGCCAUGGGGAGACAUCACAACCAACAAGGAAACACAGAAAAGAGUAACAGAUCUAUUAAAAUUGGCCUGCUCCAGCGCAAUGCCAGGGGGAGGAACCAACAUAGAACUAGCCAUGCACUGUCUUCAUGAGGCCCAAGGAAAUAUUUUGGAGGCGCUAGAGAUGCUGUUACUCCAAGGACCGCAGAAGCCACCUUGCCAUCCCCUCUCUGACUAUCAUUAUUCAGGUUCACAUUUGUGGACUCCUGCUGAGAAACAGCUGUUUAGGAAGGCCUUUAGCGUGCACAGGAAGGACUUUUACCAGAUACAGAAGAAGAUACAAACUAAGACGGUUUCCCAAUGUGUUGAAUACUACUAUAGCUGGAAAAAAAUAUUAAAAUUCGACUGCAGUCGAUCACAAGUGGUAGAAAAGAGGUCCAAGAGAGAACAGGAUGAGGUAGAGAUGGAAGAAGAAAAGACUGCGUGCAGCCCAAAGAAAAGACACUGCCCCCUGCCCAAACAGGAGUGCAAGCUGAAAUCGAAGACCUGCAAAAAAGCCGCACAGAGCUCCUUCUGUCCAGCCAGCAGCCUGAAGGAAACUCCAGACAGGCCCAAGAAUGCAGGCAGUCAGGGGGUAUUUCCAUGUAAAGAAUGUGCAAGAGUGUUUGACAAGAUCAAAAGCCGGAAUGCUCACAUGAAGCGCCAUCGCUUGCAAGAGCAGAUGGAUCCGAUUAUGAAGAUCAAAUGGCAUCUGAAGAACGAGCCAAAGAAGGAAGAAAGAAACGCUGACUUUCUCCAGUGGUAACUGGGAAGAUGCCGUCCCGGCUCGCUCCGCAGGCUGGGGCUGAGGAACCUCAUCUCCUUGAAGCGCGGGUCCAAGAACGAAGCCACCACCGCC